GUGUCACUCGCCCGGCUUUGGACUCCCGUCUCCUCUCUCUCCCUCCCCGUGAAGCGAGCAGGGGGGAGAGGAUCAUAAAAAAAGCCAUGAACGGCGACAGUGACAGCGCCUGCGGCUCCGGCGCCUGUGCGCUAUCCUCCCUCUCACUCACCGCCAACACUCGCACUCAUGCGCGCUCUCACCCGUCUCCACCAGACACCAGCACGCCGCAUUACUGCGCUCGCAUCCUAACAUAUCCCCCGUUUUUAUUGUCGUUGUCGAGCAUCCGUCACACGAUCAGCCGUCGAGACGCAAACGCUCUCAUUUCAACCCUUUAAUCUGAAUGACGGGAGGACGGUUCGACUUCGACGAUGGCGGCACUUUCUGCGGUGGAUGGGAGGAUGGAAAAGCCCACGGACACGGAAUCUGCACCGGCCCCAAGGGUCAGGGCGAAUACUCCGGGUCCUGGUCGAACGGAUUCGAGGUAGUCGGGGUCUACACCUGGCCCAGUGGGAACACAUACAGGGGCUACUGGGCUCAGGGGAAGCGGCACGGGCUCGGCGUUGAGUCCAAGGGGAGGUGGCUGUACCGUGGUGAGUGGAGUCACGGAUUUAAGGGUCGGUAUGGGGUUCGACAGAGUCUCAAUACACCUGCCAGGUAUGAAGGCACGUGGAGUAACGGACUGCAGGAUGGCUAUGGGGUCGAGACCUACGGCGAUGGGGGUACAUACCAGGGCCAGUGGAUGGGCGGCAUGCGGCACGGUUACGGCGUGCGUCAGAGCGUGCCUUACGGCAUGGCCACCGUCAUCCGCUCCCCGCUCCGCACCUCUCUGGCAUCCCUCCGCAGCGAGCAGAGCAACGGCUCCGUUCUGCACGACCACAUGUCAGACAGCCCAGCUGGCACCCGCGGCGGCUUCGUUCUGAACUUCCACAGCGACAGCGAGAUGUGCUCCGGUAAAAAAAAGGGCCUGUUCAGACGGGGCUCGCUGUUUGGUAGCCUCAAACAGCUGAGGAAGUCUGACUCACGCUCUUCCAUUUCCAGCAAACGCAGUUCGGCACGAAGCGACGCCACCAUGAGCCGCAUCAGCUCCAGCGACGCCAACUCCACCAUCAGUUUCGGUGACGGCGAGGUGGCGGACGAAUACCUGCCUGCUGAGGACAACGUUGAUGCCACCACCACAGAGUCGUACAUGGGCGAGUGGAAGAACGACAAGCGCAAUGGUUUCGGCGUGAGCGAGAGAUCCAAUGGAAUGAAAUACGAGGGAGAGUGGGUGAACAACAAACGCCAUGGCUAUGGGUGCACGAUAUUCCCAGACGGGACGAAGGAAGAGGGGAAGUAUAAAAACAACGUUUUGGUGCGUGGCAUCAAGAAGCAGCUCAUUCCCCUUAAGAACACAAAGACAAGGCAGAAGGUGGACCGUGCGGUGGAAGGAGCUAUAAGGGCGUCCGCCAUUGCCCGAACGAAAGUAGAAAUUGCCACAUCAAGAACCGCACAUGCCAGGGUUAAGGCGGAAGCGGCAGACCAGGCCGCUCUGUCUGGCAGCCAGGACUCUGAUAUCGCCAGAGCUGUGGCCAGAGAUCUGUCCCCCAACUUUCAUCAACCAGGCCCAGACUAUAUCAAGCAGAGGUUUUCCAGUGAGCCCAUCGAGAUUAAAGAAGUCCCAGAAGAGAAGAAAGAGAAAACGCCCUCAGAAAGUCCGCACUUUUAUCGCAAAGGCACGACCCCAACCCAGUCCCCCAGCCAAAGCCCAGGUCCUACUCCACCCCCCUCGCCGCCCCAGAGCAAGAAAAAGCCCUUCUUUAACAGAAGCGCCCCGAAAGCCACGAAAGAAAACAAGCCCCCUGCUGCUGAAAACCAGGCAGCGGGUGUUAGCAAUGCUACUUCCAGGAUACCAGACAAACAGGAAGUAAAACAGGAAGUAGUACCUGUACCUAAACCCUACAAGUCAACGGCGCCGGUCGCCCACACCUCCAGCCCUGGGAACGGUGAGCUGCAUUCCCAGUAUCACGGCUACUAUGUGAAGGCGGAUGUCAUGAUCCCACCUGACGAGCUGGAGGUGGAGGAACACCAUGAGACUUCAACUGCGCUUGCCAGGAUGCCCCCACCUGCGAAGCAGUAUCGCGCUCCGACCCCCAAACCGGUGAUGCCCAAAGAGAGCAAACCCGAGCCAAAACUGAAGAAACAGGAAUCGUUGAAGCCAAAGAGCCUAGCAGAAACUAAGAAAGCCAGCAUGGAAAUUACUACAGACGUUGUUGAGGAGGAAUCAGGUCCCAACUCAAUAUUGGUCAUGCUAGUGAUGCUGAUAAAUAUUGGACUGGCAAUUAUUUUUGUCCAUUUUCUCACUUGACGGAACCUUAAACUCAGCUGUGCCAGAAUGUUAUUCAACAUAAUUACUUACCCUCUAACUGUUUCGACCCUUCAGUGAGCUCAUGAAAACUAGCGGCGUAGGCCCCUAAUUCUCUGCAGUUGCGUCAAUGGCACUUAAAACAAAAUGGCGCCAGUCAGACUCAGACACAGGCAAAGGACUGGACGACUGGAAUUAGAGCAAAUCACGGGAGAAAGAUGAAACCUGGACCAUUUGGCAUGAGCCAGCCCAGUUCCUCUGGCGAUGAUUUGUGACUCGCUUGGGCUCUGAAAGCUGAAGCAAGCAGUCGUUGGGAAAGAAAAAGAAUCUGCUGAUCCAAGCCGUACCCAGUCAAGUACAUGACCACCCCACUGCUAUGGGGAGGGGUGGAAUGGGGGGACUUAACUGGAUAUGUUCGGAGAUGCACUUUUAGCUGACGAAAGUGAACAGCUGCCUUACUAAUUUACCGACUGACGUUUUAAAUGGGGAGAUGUGGGCUGGGUUGCCAGUGUGUUUGGGCAGCAGAAGCGUGUACCAGUGUCCGCUUUCCACUUGCUUGAAAACACCAUGCACAUUUUGAAAGGGUCACUUGCCAGUCUUAUUCCAUUACCCAUCUCUGCAGCCUUGUCUAACAUCUGCUCCUGUUUUAGGAGGUUUAUCCGUGACAUGCCAUGUGCAUGGUACUGGUUUAAUGACUUUCGUCUUGACUGUUUUCUUUUUCCUGUUGUGUUAUUUUGCUGUACUUUUACUGUAGCUGCCAAUGACAAAACUAUCUCUAGUGAAAUAACAGCACGUCACCGGCAAGUCUUGCGUUAAAACAACGAUAUCCCAUAGAAAAAUAAAUCAAGUAUUAUUUAUCUGCAGACGCAAAUUAUUUUAAAGACUGGCCCUUUAGAAAACAGUGCAGUGCGUGGUUUGAUGUUAUUUAUUUAUUAUAAAAAAUUCAUAUUGUAGAAUUGUGUUUUUUUGUAAACUAGGGAUUAUGUUUGAUGUUGUACAUUUACUAUAGGUAAUGCAUGGCUUUCUUUUUUUUUUGAGAAAUUAGUAAUGAUUACAUGGUUUUGCACCUUUAAACGUCAUGGCCUGAGACUGUGUGGUAUCUAACCCCCAGACCCUCGCACCACCCCUUAAAGUGAUACUUCACCCAAAAAUGAAAAUUCGGUCAUCAUUUACUCACUCUCAAGUUGUUCCAAAUCUGUAUAAAUUUCUUUGUUCUGAUGAACACAGAGAAAUAUAUUUGGAAGAAUGCUUAUAACCAGACAGAUUUUGCCCCCCAUUGACUCCCAAAGUAGGAAAAAUUACUUUAUAGUUUUUUUUUUGUUCUGUUGAACACAUAAGAAGACAUUUUGAAGAACGUAGGACAGCAAACAGUUCUGGGGCACUUUUGACGACCAUUGUAUUUUUUCCUACUAUGGUAGUCAGUGGGGGGGCAAAAUCUGUCUGGUUAUAAGCAUUCUUCAGAAUAUCUCUCUCUGUGUUCAUCAGAACAAAGAAAUUUAUACAGAUUUGGAACAACUUAAAGGUGAGUAAAUGAUGACAGAAUUUUUAUUUUUGGGUGAAGUAUCACUUUAACCCGACAUGUGCAGUAUUAUGCUGUAUUAUGCCUGCAAAUUUGUGUUGAAUGCAAUCAGGUUGACCCACUGGUUCUGAACGCGAAUGUAUAGAUGGAUGCAUUUAAAGCAUUUGCAACCGUGUUAGUUUACCUCAGAAAAUAUGUGAUUUUGAACACUGUCUUAAUUAGGAUUUUUGUGCAAGUCUGCUGUUAUUCUCAAUUAUUUUGGUCAAGUGGUGCAUGAGGAUGUGAAUUGAAACUAUUGUGCACAUAGUGCUUUUGCACUGGUAUUUAAAUGAAAGUUGUAUACAUAUAAAUAGAUCUAUUUUAUAUACAAAGUCUGAAUAUUUUUAGUCAACAGUUGGAUGCUGAAUGGCCUUGACUAGAGUUACUCUACAGCACUGUACCUUCUGCUUGAUUUGAACAUCCUGUGUGCAUGGUGUAUUUUGCGGCUCUGGUUUCUGUUCGGGGCUCAUAGACAAGAGGAUAUGGAGCUGUAUGUGUCGUGUGAAGUGUAAAUUACAGCAGUAACAGGGUGACUGUUUUUCAGGGGUUUUGUCAGACUGCAAAGUAUGUGAGAGAAAAGGAGGAGAGAAAAGAGGAGCAUCAGAAUGGAGAAGGGAGAUUUAUCAUCGUAUUACUUAUUUUUAAUGGAAGAUUUUUUUGUGGCCAGGGAAAAAACUUUGAUUUACACACAUCGGCUAUGUACAUGGCUUUUUUUGCUUUUUGUUUUCUAUGUAUGUUUUUAUUCCAAUCCCAACCUAUUAAAUAUUAGAUGUAUGUGUAAUUUAAAAAAAUAAAAUUAUGCAAUUUAAUGUGAAAUUAAAAAAA
Molecule: messenger RNA, 4706 nt
Organism: Triplophysa rosa
Lineage: Eukaryota; Metazoa; Chordata; Actinopteri; Cypriniformes; Nemacheilidae
Gene: jph1b
Product: junctophilin 1b
Exons: 6
Coding region: 323-2326 (667 amino acids)
Cellular component (GO): sarcoplasmic reticulum; plasma membrane; junctional membrane complex
Source: RefSeq, a predicted model, not a curated record